AACAAAGAAGACUCCUCGUUGCUAAACAACAAUGCCUUAGCUUAAACAUUGUUAACUUUGGUGCUAAUACGAGGACGAGGGCAUCUGGAGGGAUCCAAACAUCCCAAAAAGAGGCAUCUUUUUCGUGUUCCUUUUCUUUCUUCUUCAUCGCUUUCUUCUUCUUCUCCUCCUUCUCUCCCUUGUUGCUACGCGGUGAGGGAUUUUGCGCUUUGGCCGCAUUUGCGCGCAAAGAGAAGCGACCACGCGAUCGAUCAAUCCAUCUUUUUGCCUUUUUGUUCUUCCUUUUUUUUUUGUGUGUGUUCUUGAGGGGGCGAUUUGGACGUCGUGCUUACUGCUACUGGGCUGCUACUGCUGCUGCUGGGGUGCUGAUGGAACUGCUUUGUUAAAUCCAUCCCCGGUUUGUACUCUUGUUUUGGCGUGAUUCCGAGCGAGACGAUCGAAAACCCCUCGUUUGUGUGCUUGCAUUGCGUAGAUAUUUGCUUGCAAUAGUGUCGAAGCUUUGGUGUGUCCCUGUUCCUGGGAUGGGAUGCCUCGUUUUCUAGAACUUGGAAAUCUUUGAGUAGUUGUGCUUCUCUUGCCCCAUUUUUCUUUUCCUUUCUUCUUCCUCCUUCGCUAAACAAUCAAAUCGCGCCGGUAGUGACGACCACUGUUGAUCUGCAGGCCUUUGGUUUGCUGGAGAAGCAACGCCAGCGGCGGCGCAAGUGGAUCGCCGCACAAGUAAUCAAUCAAAUCGCUCGCAACGAGUGAAGAAGAACAAACUCACACACGCUCCACCUCGACCACACCACUCCAAGCAAAAAGGGAUCUUGCGCGCUGGAUUUCUAGAUGCGGGCCGGGAAGAAGAAGAAGCUUGGACUGCUGCUAGUGGAGCAAAUCCUCCUGGCGUGGCUGGAUCCUUGGGCGAGAUGAUGACGAAGAACAGCGAGAUGGAACAGCCCAAGUGACAGCGAUCGAUCAAAUCAAUCCCCAUCUCUCUUGGGUCUUCUCCCGGGAGCUCUAGAUAUGGCCGGCGUACCAGGGGAGAAGAGCGAUAGGUAGACCAAAGCGCUGUAGAAGCAGGGAGGAGGUAUAGGCCCCUAGUAGCUCUGCCGGACAGAGGAAAGAUGCUUGGAAGUGCCCAUCGGGUGGGAGAGCUCGAUCACCACCAUCUCCAUCACUACUACCAGCAGCUCGGAGCUCUCAACAAUCACUACCUGCGCGGCGGCGGCCACCAGGAGCUCCACCUCCAUCGCAAGCUCGAAGAUCACCACCACCAGCACCACCACUUCAAUCUUCUCGGCGGAGCUCCAUUCUCCGCAGCAAGCGGGAGCCUGUAUGGUGGUGGCGCUGCCGUGGAGCCAACCUCCGUGCUGGAUCUGUGGAGCCCGAGCCCGAGCUCCAAAGGUGGCGGCUGCUGCUCUGGACUAUCCUCCUCGGGGGGUCUCAACGAUCACGCCGCCGCCAGGCUCGCCGCCACCACCGCCGCCGCCGCUGGGCACCACGGAUCGCCCUCUUCCUUCGAUGAUAACCGGAGCAACACGAGCGAGAAGAGCGUGGAGGCGGCGCGGAGGUUUCUGGACCAGGAGGAGGAGGAGCAGCGGCGGAAGAACAGCAAGAGCGCCAAGAACACCGCCGUGAGUAGCAGGCUCGUGGUAGCGGCGGCGGCGGGGGGAUGGAAGAGCGGCGAAGAGGAGGAGGAAGCGGCGGCGAGGAGGUCGAGAGACAAGAGCUUGGACGAAUGGCUGGCGGAUCUCCAGCAGCAGAAGCUCCACAUCCCGCCGGCGGCGGAGGAGGAGCUGGAGCUCACGAGCAACAACAGGGGAGUGUUCUUCCAGUCGCCGCCAGCGUGCUCGUCGUCCAACACCGGGAGCCACAGGCCGGGAGAGAUCGAGGUGGAAAUCUUCCCUCCGCCACCACCGCCACCGCCACCGAUCGAUCAAGUCCACGCCCAGCAGCAGUAUGGAAUGGAGGAACUCGAGAGGAUGCUCCUCUCGCCUUCCUCCGGGGGAAUGGGAGGAGCCGCCGCUGCCGCGAAUCAGCACCACCAGCAGCUCGCGAAGUGGCUCCUGGGCGAUGCCGCGCAACAGGAUCAUCACUUCUUCCCAGCGAUCCCGGCAAAGGAGGAGGAGCCGUUGUUCUUCCCGCAAGCAUCGGCCCCCAAUCCAUCGCUCGCAUUUCCCGCGUCCCGGCAUUUGCCGCUGGCGAUCCAGCCGCAGCCAUCGCUCCUCUCCCCUCCGCGGCCGAGGAUCAUCCAGCAGCACCAAGACGUCGGCCUGGAGCAGCUCUUCCACCCCGUGGAUCCGCCCCAUUUCGCAGCAAAUCCCGGGCCGGGGCACGAGCUCCGAUCGAUCGAUCGGUCGCCUAGCAGGAAUUUCCAGGCGCAGCAGCAGCAGGGGCUGGAAUCCCCGGGAUGGGAGCUAGAUCGCAAGAGGAAGGAGCACUACCCCGAAAUUCCCGAUCUUUCUUCCAAGAACCGGGCACCCUACAGCUCCUCGGCAUUCGCAGUGCCGCUGGCAGUGGAAUCUCGCUCGAUCUCGCCAUGGCAGCAGCAGCAGCGGCAAGAAUUCCAAGAACACCACCGGGAUCUCCCGCCAAACCCUAAGCUCCAGUGCGUGCGCGGCGGCGGGGACGAUCGCCAUCGCCAUGGCCGCGGCGGCAGCGGCAGCGGCAGCGGCAACGGCAGGGAUCCCAGCGCCAUCGCAUUUGGAUCGGGAUUUGGCAGCGGCGCCCCUGUGGCGGCGAGCUCCAAUCCAGGCGGAGGAGGCGCAGGGGCAGGGAUUCCAAGCGUACUAUCGGUGCCGGAUGAGGGGCUGGGGCUCAUGGAUCAGCUCCUCCAUCUCGCACAGGCCAUCGACGUUGGGAGCAAUCACGUUGCUCAGUCGAUAUUGGCGCGGCUCAAUCAGCAUUUGUUCUGUCACCAGGGCAAACGCAUCCAGCGUUUGGCCUUCUACUUCAAGGAGGCCCUCGCAGCGCGGAUGAUCGAUCAUCAUCCCGCCACCACCACCACCACGACCACCACCUCCGCCACCACCACCACCGCCACUCCGGCGGAGAUUUUCGCCAAGGUCAGGGCCUACACCAGCUUCUGCGAGAUCUCCCCGCUCCUCCGCUUCGCCUAUCUAUCCGCCAACCAGGCGAUCCUCGAGGCGAUCCAGGGCGAGGCCAGCGUCCACAUUGUGGAUUUCGACCCCGGGUUUGGCAGCCAGUGGGCGGCGCUACUGGAGGAUGUCGCAAGAACGCCGGCGGCGCUGCCACAGCCCCGGUUGCGGCUGACGCUAGUGGGGCCGGACCCGGCGCGGCUGGGGUUCGUGGUGGAGAGCCUCCGGGAGUUCGCGGGGGAGCUCCAGUUGCGGCAUACGCCUCAGUUUGGGCUGGUCCAGUGCGCCUCAGCCGGGGAGAUGACGGCGCCGCUGCUGGGGCUGACUGACGGGGAGCCGGUGGUGGUCAACUUUAUGUUCAGCCUCCACCGGUCGCUUGGGGCGCGGGGCGGUACGGACGCGGCCGUCAGCGCCGUCAUGACGGCGUCGCCCCGGCUGGUCACCAUCGCGGAGGAGGAGGUGGACGACAAUGACGGCAAAUUCCAGCGGAGGUUCGUGGAGACGCUGCAGUACUACGCGUUUGUGCUGGACUCGCUGGGGCCCGAGGACGGCGCGGGGGUGCUCACCGUGGAGAAGGAUAUUCUGUCGCCCGGGAUCGCUAACGCCGUCAGCCUGGAGGGCGCUCGGCGUACCGAGAGGCACGAGAGGCUGGCGCAGUGGAGGGCCCGGUUGGGGCGCGGGGGCCUGGAACCGGUCCCCAUGGGCGAGGCGGCGAGAAUGCAGGCCGAGUGCUUGAUCAAGGGCCACUCCCACGGGAAGAACUUUGAGGUUUGCCGGGACGAGGGAGGGCUGCUCUUGGGGUGGCAGGGAAAGCCUUUGGUCGCGGUUUCGUCGUGGACUCCCGCGAGUUCUUCCUCGGCGGUGGAAGGAUCGAACAACAUCAACAACAGCUUGAUCAACAAUUCGAUCAUCAUCAGUUCCAGCGUUUCGAAUUCCAACAUCGCCAACAACAACAACAACAAGUGCUGAUUGGUAUCAAACAUCAUCACCACCAAAGUUUCCAGGUUCAAAGUUUUCUUCGAAGUUCCUUCCAACUUUUUUGGUGGCUCAGCUGUCUCUUUUUUUCGUUCUUUUCGUUUUCCUUGUUUUCCUUGUUUUCCUUGUUUUGUUGUUUUGCUUUUGACACUGCAGCACAGCAGCAGCAGCUCUCUGUUUUUGCUGUUUCCUGCUGUGGAAGCUCCAGCAAAAAAAAAAAAGCGCAAAAAGAGUUUCUUCUUUUCCAGCAAUACAUUUUAUGUGUAGAGUAGUUUAUCCGUGCUACGGUCUCUUUCUAAGAAACUAACGAAAGAAACUUGGCAG
Molecule: messenger RNA, 4376 nt
Organism: Selaginella moellendorffii
Lineage: Eukaryota; Viridiplantae; Streptophyta; Lycopodiopsida; Selaginellales; Selaginellaceae
Exons: 2
Coding region: 1104-4046 (980 amino acids)
Biological process (GO): regulation of DNA-templated transcription
Cellular component (GO): nucleus
Molecular function (GO): DNA-binding transcription factor activity; sequence-specific DNA binding
Source: RefSeq, a predicted model, not a curated record